Triticum aestivum (bread wheat) is the source of this 2303-nucleotide messenger RNA. RefSeq lists its product as uncharacterized. Gene Ontology annotation, biological process: protein ubiquitination; positive regulation of protein catabolic process. The record is from RefSeq and is a predicted model, not a curated record. Gene Ontology annotation, molecular function: protein binding. Lineage: Eukaryota; Viridiplantae; Streptophyta; Magnoliopsida; Poales; Poaceae.
GUCUGCGCGAGACGAGCGGCCGACGCACGCGCCGUCGCCUCGCCUCCUUCCAGAUCCGCGGCGAGCCGGGAACGAGGAAAACGGAAGGAUGGGAUCAAAAUUUAAUGCAUUGUGGAAAAAUGAGUUACUUGCCCUGGGCAAAGAUGAUAAAGAUAAAGCAAUCACAGUAAGAAAUGAUUAUCCGAAGCCCCCUAUCCCUUGUUUUGAAGUUACUGAGGGUUUUGAUUUGGAAAAGGUUGAGGAGCUUAUGCUAGAAAGGGAGAUUAAGAUCGCCAAGUCCAUGGCAAAUGACAUAAUCAUCCCAGACCCUGCUCCCAAGUUUGUGGGUGAUGCCUUCUUGGACAUAUAUGCCAAAUUGGAGCACAUCCUUGUAAAGGAUAGUGUCCGGUGCUUCCUCCGAUUUUUCGAGAACUGUGAAGGCCAGGGCAUGUCAUCUUAUCUUACCAUCACCGCACAAACCUUAACCUUCAUUGUCGGUUUCAAUGCCCUGCGAUGUGCAAAAGUCGUAUUGGAGGGCAUGGCACCUGAGCUCUAUGGGAUGCACGCCAAUCCCAACUGCAUAAACAAAUAUGGAUACUUCGUGCUCCAUGAAGCUGCUGAAAGGUUCUCUGUUGACAUGAUCAAGCUGCUUUUACGCCAUGGUGCAUCAGCCAAUGUGCGCACAGUUGGCAAUGAUGUCAUUGAGAAUCUACUCCCGCUCCAUGUCGCAGUUGAGAAUACUUGCCUGCAUAAGUAUCUGGAGGACAAUCUGGAGGACAAUCCUUCUCGCAGCCAGAAUCAUGAGGAUUAUGUCUACAAGCUUAUUCAUCUGCUGUGUCUACCUGAAAUGAAGAUCUUCUUGGACACAAUUAGACUGCUUGCAGAGAAAACAAAUAAUCUACUCGAAGAGCUCUGGAAUUAUAUUGAGGAUGGAAAAAUUAUCCAGUCUGCUGUUCUACUACUGGCUGCUCAAGAGCAGAUCCGUGGGGUUAGUUCUUCCAAGAUAAAUGGCAGUAGUAAGAAAAAUGGGUUUGAAAUCAUCGAGAAGUGUAUAACGAGGCAUUCAUAUGCCUUGAGAAACGAGAAAGGUUCACUUGGAAUGGCACAGGAGCUUCUGGAGGAAAGGAAGACGCUUAACGAUUGUGCAUGGCUGCUUGUUGAUGUAAUUUCCCAUGCCGGUGAAGAUCUUUCUGCAUACAUUCAAGCGCAUUCUGUGGUGUCCCAUGUGGAGGUCUUUCAACAUGUUUCAUCUAUUCUCAAGGAGUGUGGAUUUUGCCCUACUGGAGAUCUUAUGGACACUAUAAACCUCCAGCCUUAUGACUGCAGAAAGUCAAACGGAGAGUCAUGCAAAGGGCUUACAGAUGCAAACAUGGCAGUUAUGGAAUCAGCCAAGCUGAAUGCUGCAGAGAAGAAGGUCACAACUGUUGGAAAUGACGGCCUCUCCCUUAUGGCACAACAGCACACUACACAAACACAGGCUGUGAGAAAGAAAGUAGGCGGAGGAUGGGAUCCCAAGUAUACAAAGAGAAGCUUUUUCCCAUAUUGGAGAUCAGUGUUACAAGCUGGGGUUCCUUUGAAGGUGUAUCCAGCCCAUGCAAGCUCAGAUCCUAGGUCUCGUGUUAACCAUGGACAACUCCAUGUCUCUCUGAGUAACUCAAUAGCCAAUGGAUCUACAACAACUCCAAAUCAUAAACUUGGUCGAACCUCGCCACUUACAAGCAAUAAUCAACCCAGAAGGUGCUUUGUCACUGCUGCUACUGGUGCAUUCAGGCUCUUGAAGGUGCUAAAGUAGAGUAGAAAGUUGAUAGCCAAAGGAAGGCUGGUGAUCUCUGGAUUGAGUGGGAAAAAUGACUGGCAGGAACUAAAUUUCUGGCCUAUGACGCUGAACGAUGUGUCAAUGUGCCUGAAUCUGCAUUGGCAUGGGAGAAUUUCGUAUUUUCAUUUCCUUUUUGUCCACGUCAUUUUCUUUUUCUACCAAACUGUUCUGAUUUUGUCGAUUUCCUUCUGUUCUGGUGAAUUGUGCAGGAGGCUCAACUGAUGCCUGACUGAGUUAAUUGCACAGAAGUACCACAAUUCGGGCAUCACAUGCAGAUUGGUACCAUGAUUGCUAAUUUUUGCGUGUCAGUACCAACAUUGGUCUAAGUUUUUGCAAAUUAGGCUAAAACGUGUAUUUGUACGUAUUGACGGUGUAUCUGACCGAUGGGGCCCGCCGGUCAGGUGCUGAUGUGGCAUGUUUUUUUUUAGAAAACCCCCUUAUGUUAUAUGUAAUCACAAAAAUGCCCAAAUUUUUUGCGGGAAAAAGGCUGCAGGAGAGGUUUUUUUUU